Messenger RNA from Lagenorhynchus albirostris (white-beaked dolphin), 2530 nucleotides. It is a transcript of the gene TASP1, whose product is annotated as taspase 1. Gene Ontology annotation, biological process: protein maturation. The coding region runs from base 301 to 1563 and encodes 420 amino acids. The record is from RefSeq and is a predicted model, not a curated record. Gene Ontology annotation, molecular function: threonine-type endopeptidase activity. The transcript is spliced from 14 exons. NCBI's taxonomy places the organism in Eukaryota, Metazoa, Chordata, Mammalia, Artiodactyla, Delphinidae.
CUGCGCAGCUCACGGCGAGGCUCCAGGUGGUGUCCACCCUGCACCUCCCCGACCAGGUGAACCACUCCGGGGCAGAGGGAGGAGACCAAGCAGAGUGUGGGCGCCUGCUUCCGGCCACGUGGUUAUGCUCACGGCCAAUGGAAAACCUUGACGUCACCCUCGCUUCCUCACCCUGGCAACGGGUGGGUGACUACUUCCGGUGCUGUGAGGGCUCGGGGCUGACGCGGAGUAAUUCCUCUCCUGCUGUGCUUUUGGAUGGAAGUAUGCUCUUUUCCCAGUAGAAGAUGGUGAUCUUGGAGAAUGACCAUGGAGAAGGGGAUGAGUUCUGGAGAAGGACUACCUUCCAGAUCAUCUCAGGUUUCGGCUGUUAAAAUAACAGCUAAAGAGUUGGAAACAAAGCAGCCCCAUAAAGAGAAGCGAGGGGGCUUUGUGUUGGUGCAUGCAGGUGCAGGUUAUCAUUCUGAAUCCAAAGCCAAGGAAUAUAAACACGUAUGCAAACGAGCUUGUCAGAAGGCAAUUGAAAAGCUACAGGCUGGUGCCCUUGCAACAGAUGCAGUGACUGCAGCCCUCGUGGAACUUGAGGAUUCUCCUUUUACAAAUGCAGGAAUGGGAUCUAAUCUAAAUCUCCUGGGUGAAAUUGAGUGUGAUGCCAGCAUAAUGGAUGGAAAAUCCCUGAAUUUUGGAGCUGUUGGAGCACUGAGUGGAAUCAAGAACCCAGUCUCAGUUGCAAACAGACUCUUGUGUGAAGGGCAGAAGGGCAAGCUCUCAGCCGGCCGAAUUCCUCCCUGCUUUUUAGUUGGAGAAGGAGCCUACAGAUGGGCAGUAGAUCAUGGAAUACCCUCUUGCCCUCCUAACAUCAUGACCACAAGAUUCAGUUUAGCUGCAUUUAAAAGAAACAAGAGGAAACUAGAGCUGGCAGAAAGGGUGGAAACAGAUUUCAUUCAACUAAAGAAAAGAAGACAAUCAAGUGAAAAGGAGAAUGACUCAGGCACUUUGGACACGGUGGGCGCUGUGGUCGUGGACCAUGAAGGGAACGUGGCUGCCGCCGUCUCCAGUGGAGGCUUGGCCUUGAAACAUCCAGGGAGAGUGGGGCAGGCUGCUCUUUAUGGAUGUGGCUGCUGGGCUGAAAAUACUGGAGCUCAUAAUCCCUACUCCACAGCUGUGAGUACCUCAGGAUGUGGAGAGCAUCUUGUGCGCACCAUACUGGCUAGAGAAUGUUCACACGCUUUACAAGCUGAAGAUGCCCACCAAGCUCUGCUGGAAACUAUGCAAAACAAGUUUAUCGGCUCACCUUUCCUGGCCAGCGAAGACGGCGUGCUCGGAGGAGUGAUUGUCCUCCGAUCCUGCAGAUGCUCUGCAGAGCCUAACUCCUCCCCAAAUAAGCAGACGCUUCUGGUGGAAUUUCUGUGGAGCCACACGACGGAGAGCAUGUGUGUUGGAUAUAUGUCAGCCCAGGAUGGGAAGGCCAAGACUCACAUUUCCAGACUCCCUCCCGGUGCGGUAGCCGGACAGUCCGUGGCGAUUGAAGGUGGGGUCUGCCGCCUGGAGAGCCCAGUGAGCUGAACCUUCAGGCUGAACACAGAGCAUCUGAGCGGCAUUUCAGAACCCAAGCUUCGCAGGGUUUUAACCGAAGUUGGAUGUUUUAUCUUCCUCGUUUUAUAAUUCCUGUCACAGCCUCGUGCAUCGCUCGCGACACUAGUGCUGCUGUAGUUAGCGCUUGGUGACACGCGCGUCUUGGGCAGAUGAGCGGGACUCUGUGUGUGUGCGUGCGUGCGUAUGCGUGCGCCCUUGCGCACGUGCAGUGCGUAUGCUUGCUUCUCCUUCGAUGAAAUAGAAACUCCUCCUUAUUGUGUAACCUCAGUCCAAGAAUGAUUAAAUCAUCUUCCCAAAAUGUGUCUUUAACUGUUUACAAGUAAAACCUAAAGUUGCAGGGAACAUUGUUGAUUUCACGAAGAGGUACCAACUGUCUUUGAUAUAACAUGUCGGAACUGCAAUCUACUUGUUGAAAUGACUGACAGUGGCCAUGCUCCAUAUGAUAACAGUGCUAGUAACAAAGUGUUUUUAUUUGUUAGCCAGUUUAAGUGGAUCCUAUGGUAACUUAAACUGUUGUUCUCAUCCCUCAUAUGGGGCAUUUUUCUUUAACAAAGAAUGGUUUCAGUGAAACAAUCUAGCAGAGAAUUAAGGUCAGAACCUUUUUAAGUAAUAGUCUUAUUGAUAAAGUUUGUACUUCUUUCCUCAAGCUUUUCUAAGCUUAAAUACUGCAUAGCUUCGAGCUGUGUGUACUAUAUUAUGAAAGAAUAUGUAAAGAGAACAUACAGUAAUGCACAGUCCUUAAUUUGUGUAUAAUGGAAUGUUAUUUACAAUGUAACACUGUAAAUAAGAAAGCAAAAUUUAUGGGAAAAUUCAAUAUUAUCUUUGUUUCUUGUUUAAAUAUAUUUUUAAGAUAAAGGAACAAAAAUAAAAGAAACAUAUUACUGGGUAUAGUGUGUGACUCCUCUUCUCAGACUAAUAAAUUAUCUUUUGAAUCGUA